AUGCCUUCCACACAGAAAGCACUCCUCCUCGAGAAAAAAUUCGGUGAUUUCUUGAUCAAGGAAACCGAAAUCUACAAGCCUGGCCCCGGAGAAAUCUUGAUUAAAAUUCAAGCGACCUCUCUCAAUCCUGUCGACUGGAAGAUCCAGAAGUAUGGAAUAUUUGUUGAGGAAUUUCCGGCAGUUAUAGGAUGCGAUAUUGCAGGGGAUGUUGAAGAACUUGGGGAAGGAGUCAUUGGCUUCAAGAAAGGCGACCGAGUGUUUGUACAAGGGCAAUUCAACUACAGCAGAUUCUCCUCUUUCCAACAAUAUUGUGUUGCAAUUGCUGCAACUGUAGCCAAGCUUCCCGACAACUGGUCCUACGAACAAGUCUCCGCACUCCCGGGAGUCUUGACAUGCGCCUACGUUGCUCUAUACAACAAAUCUCCCUUUGGUCUAGGGUUCGAGCCUCCGGUGUCAGAAGCGACAAAAGGAAAAUAUGCUGGCACCCCUAUCGUGAUUCUGGGAGGGGCUUCAUCUGUUGGACAGAUUGCUAUACAGCUCGCCAAAUUAUCAGGCUUUUCGCCCAUUCUGACAACCGCGUCGCUUAAGCAUACCGAACACCUCAAAUCCAUCGGAGCAACUGAAGUAUUCGAUCGAAACCUCCCUUCAUCCGCAUUGAUCACUGCAAUCAAGAAAGCUACUGGAAGUCAACCAGUUAAGCAUGUCUUUGACACCGUUUCGUCCGCGAAGACCGAACAGGACGGUCUCGACAUAUUGGCCUCGGGCGGUCAAAUUAUACUCGUACUGCCAUUGGCAGUCCCAGCUCCAGAGGAUAAGAAGGUCACCACUGUCAGCGGGUUUUUAAGAGACCCCAAUAACGUCGAACUGCUUGAAAGUCUUUAUCGCGAUCACAUCACCGCGUGGUUGGAGCAGGGUGUAAUCAAGCCUAACAGCAUCGAAAUUCUUCCUCGUGGUUUAGCAGGUAUUCCGGAAGGUUUGGCUAGAUUGCAGAAGGAUCAGGUGUCUGGAUUCAAGCUAGUCGCGCAUCCGCAAGAAACUUGA
Messenger RNA from Psilocybe cubensis, 1041 nucleotides. RefSeq lists its product as uncharacterized. The transcript is spliced from 5 exons. Gene Ontology annotation, molecular function: oxidoreductase activity, acting on NAD(P)H. NCBI's taxonomy places the organism in Eukaryota, Fungi, Basidiomycota, Agaricomycetes, Agaricales, Agrocybaceae. The record is from RefSeq and is a predicted model, not a curated record. The coding region runs from base 1 to 1041 and encodes 346 amino acids.